AUGUCAUCAUCCUCAUCAGAUAGAGCAUUUGGUACGAUGUCACCAAGUCGUUAUGCAUCUAUUCGAAUCAAUGAACGUGAUGGUAUUACUGGAAGUGAUGGUAGCAUUUCUUCUCAUCAUUCCCCUAAACAUGAGGAUUAUAAAACUUCUCACGAUCUUCCAUCACAUUCUACACUUUCAAAAGAUAAGGAAUUAGAAUGCACUGAUUUGAAUACUGAUUGCACUCAACAAACUUGCAAAAACUAUCCAUUUACUGCUAAAACACGUUGCGCUAAAACUUGCGGAUUCUGUCGUAAACAAGCAACUGAUAGCAGCAGUACAACAACAUACACUGGAAGUCGACAUUCAUCGUUCACUACUGAUAAACAAAAAAGCAAAACUUCUUCCGAAUUUGAUCGAAGUGAUAGCUCAUGGCGAGGAAAGAAACCAACGAUAAGUAAUGAAGAUUGCAAAGAUGAAGAAUCUCAUUGUUCGGAACAUUCCUGCUUAGAUUAUCCACAUCAUGCUCGUACAAAAUGUGCCAAAACUUGUGGUUUUUGUGGUUCCAUAAUUGAUCUUAAACCUCCUACUGUAGAUAGUUCCGAUAAAGGUAGUGUAAUUACUCUUGAUGAUGAUAAUAUCGGAAGUAGCUCUAUACGAUCGACAGCAACAACAAGACAUCGUUGGGAUUCCGGAAUUGAUAUUGUUACAUCAACACAAAAAUCACGGCAUUCAUCCAUUAGCAGUAGAACUGAUUCAAUUCGUAAACCUUCUUCGGCAACAGCACAUAUACAGCAACCAACGUAUAAACCAUCUCUGGGAGAUCUGAGAAGAUAUCCCGGUAGAACAGGCCCAUGUGCUGAUGAAAAUCACUAUUGCGAAAAGGGAGAUUGCCACAGAUAUCCAAGAUUUGCUCAAAGAUAUUGUGAAAAAACUUGCAAUUAUUGUUAAACAACCAAUGGAUAGUUACACUUCAUUUCUGGAUUUAUGUAUGAAGGACAAAAAAAUUCUGGAAAAUAUUUCGUCACAUUGCAAAUUAUUCGUAAAGUGAAAAUAUUGAUUACAUGUAUGAUUAUGUACAUAAAAUUGCGAAAAUUGAUACAUUAAAAAGCGAACUUAAUAUCUUAAAGCAGUGGAUAUCCAUAAAUUACAGGAGAUGACAGUCAACAAGAAAAUAUAUCACCUUCUAUGGCAAAAGAAAGAAGAAAGAGGUACUAUUAGGAAUAAAUGAAAUCAAAAUAAUGAAUUGAAAAGCGAACUAAAAGCUUUUCAAUUUAUCUGUGGGUAAAUAAUUUUAGCAUUAACUCUGGUUAUGGUAAUCAUAUGACUAAAAUAAAACACGAACAUAUUCCCGUUAUUUAAUCAGAUUAACUA
This is a messenger RNA of Loa loa (African eye worm), 1353 nucleotides long. RefSeq lists its product as hypothetical. The record is from RefSeq and is a predicted model, not a curated record. The coding region runs from base 1 to 930 and encodes 309 amino acids. The transcript has 4 exons. NCBI's taxonomy places the organism in Eukaryota, Metazoa, Nematoda, Chromadorea, Rhabditida, Onchocercidae.